Molecule: messenger RNA, 1859 nt
Organism: Musa acuminata AAA Group (dessert banana)
Lineage: Eukaryota; Viridiplantae; Streptophyta; Magnoliopsida; Zingiberales; Musaceae
Product: L-ascorbate oxidase homolog
Exons: 8
Coding region: 70-1707 (545 amino acids)
Molecular function (GO): oxidoreductase activity; copper ion binding
Source: RefSeq, a predicted model, not a curated record
CCACAGUCCCAAUGGCGCUGUAGAACUCUCUAUCUUGCCCCUCUCCCUUUAUUCAACAAGCUCAGCACAAUGGAAGCCUCCUCCUCUCUCCCCAUCUGGCUUCUCCUCUGUCUCUGCUUGUCUUGCCAUUCUUGGUGGGUCGCAGGUGAUGAUCCUUACAGGUUCUUCACUUGGAGUGUCACCUAUGGCGACAUCUAUCCCCUUGGAGUCAAGCAACAGGGGAUACUGAUCGAUGGGCAGUUCCCAGGGCCACAGAUCGAGGCAGUGACCAACGACAACCUUAUCGUAAAUGUCUUCAAUAACUUGACCGAACCCUUCCUCAUCUCCUGGAACGGGAUACAACAAAGGAAGAACUCAUGGGAAGAUGGAGUUUAUGGUACAAACUGCCCAAUCCUUCCUGGACAGAACUAUACAUAUGUGAUGCAAGUAAAGGAUCAGAUUGGAAGCUACUUUUACUUCCCCACUCUUGACUUCCACAAGGCUGCUGGAGGCUUUGGUGGCAUCAGAGUACUGAGUCGUCCACUAAUCCCUGUGCCGUAUCCUCCACCAGCCGGGGAUUUCACUUUACUCACCGGCGAUUGGUUCAAGACCAAUCACACUGACUUGAAAGCUAUAGUAGACAGUGGGAAUGAUCUUCCUUUCCCUGAUGGGCUGCUCAUCAAUGGCCAAGGUGCAAAUGGUUAUGCAUUCACAGUUGAUCAAGGCAAAACUUACAGGUUCAGAAUCUCUAAUGUCGGGUUGUUGACAUCAGUCAACAUAAGAUUUCAGGGACACACAAUGAAACUGGUUGAGAUUGAAGGCUCGCAUACAGUCCAAAACACUUAUUCAUCUCUCGACAUUCAUCUUGGCCAGUCUUGCUCGGUUCUUGUCACAGCCGACCAACCUGCACAGGACUACUUCAUUGUGGUAUCGACCCGAUUCACAGACCCAAUCCUUACGACCACCGCCGUUCUCCACUAUAGCAACUCGAUCGAAGUCCCUGCCACACUGUUGCCAGGAGGGCCUACGGUGGAGGUUGACUGGUCUCUCAACCAAGCCAGAUCAUUUCGAUUAAAUCUGACAGCAAGUGGGCCAAGGCCUAAUCCACAAGGAUCAUACCACUAUGGACAGGUGAACGUCACCAGAACCAUUAGGCUUGCAAACUCUGCACCUAUCAUCAAUGGCAAGCAAAGAUAUGCCGUCAACAGUGUCUCCUUCGUUUCAGCUGAUACUCCUCUGAAGAUUGCCGACUUCUACAAUAUCUCUGGAGUUUUCACGCUUGGAAGUAUACCUGAUAAUCCAACCUACGCUGGUGGCUAUCUCCAGACUUCAGUCAUGGCAGCCAACUUCAGAGACUAUGUGGAAAUCAUCUUUGAGAACGACGAAGAUUUGGUGCAGUCUUGGCACAUUGAUGGGAAUUCCUUCUUUGUUGUUGGAAUGGAUGGAGGGCAAUGGAUAUCAGCAAGCAGGGACUCUUACAACUUACAUGACACUGUAUCGCGUUGCACGGUGCAGGUGUAUCCGAGAUCAUGGACUGCAAUAUACAUGCCUUUGGACAAUGUAGGCAUGUGGAAUGUGAGAUCGGAGAAUUGGGUUAGGCAGUAUCUCGGUCAGCAGUUUUACCUCCGUGUGUAUUCUCCGGCCAAUUCAUGGAGAGAUGAGUACCCCAUCCCGAAGAACGCACUGCUCUGCGGCCUGGCAUCAGGCCGCCGAACUAGACCACUCUGAUGCAUUUACGGCAGAGCACACAACAAGUUCUCAGAGAUCAGGGAAGCGCAGCAAGCAAGCAAACAAACAAAUCAAAGACUUGAAGUUGACUCACCAUCUCUAUUCAGCUUCUUGUUUUUUGUGUUUCAUUCAGACAAGCUUUACAUCUUUCU